AUGGCGAUGCAGCUUGACUUGUCCCAAGCUUCCAUGUUGAAGGAUGAAUCGGGCCGGCCGUUCAUUGUCGUUCGAGACCAGGGAAAGAAGAAGAGACAGCAUGGUAACGAUGCGGUGAAAGCUCACAUUGUUGCCGCCAAAACCGUUGCCAACAUCGUGAAAUCUUCUCUGGGUCCUCGUGGUCUCGAUAAAAUUUUGAUCUCCGCAGAUGGCGAUAUCACCGUUACCAACGAUGGCGCUACUAUCCUGGGUCAGAUGGAAAUCACAAACAACGUCGCCAAGCUCUUGGUUGAGCUUUCGAAGUCCCAGGACGAAGAGAUUGGUGAUGGAACAACUGGUGUCGUCGUUUUGGCUGCUGCCAUGUUGGAGCAGGCUUCCGAUCUUAUUGACAAGGGCAUCCACCCCAUCCGUAUUGCCGAUGGCUACGACCAAGCCUGCGAGAUUGCCGUUGCGAAGCUUGACGAGAUCAGUGACUCGAUUCCGUUCAGCCGGGAUGACACAAACAACCUGCUGCAGGUCGCAAAAACCAGCUUGGGUAGCAAGAUUGUCUCCAAGUCCCACGACCAGUUCGCCCAGAUCGCCGUCGACGCAGUGCUUUCGGUUGCCGAUCUCGAUCGCAAGGAUGUUGAUUUCGAAUUGAUCAAGGUGGAUGGAAAGGUUGGAGGUGCUCUCGAAGACUCUUUGCUUGUUAAGGGUGUUAUUGUCGACAAGGACUUCUCCCACCCUCAGAUGCCCGACGAAGUCCGCGAUGCCAAACUGGCGAUUCUGACCUGCCCGUUCGAGCCUCCCAAGCCGAAGACCAAGCACAAGCUCGACAUCACAUCCGUCGAAGAAUUCAAGAAGCUGCAAGACUACGAGAGCGAGAAGUUCACUGAGAUGAUCCAUAACCUGAAGGAUGCGGGUGCCAACCUGGUUAUCUGCCAAUGGGGUUUCGACGACGAGGCCAACCACCUUCUGCUCCAGAACAAGCUUCCCGCUGUGCGGUGGGUCGGCGGCCCUGAAAUCGAGCUGAUCGCUAUCGCAACGAACGGUCGCAUCGUUCCCCGAUUCGAAGACCUGAGCGCGGAGAAGCUUGGAACUGCCGGCAGUGUGCGGGAGAUGACUUUCGGUACCACCCGUGAGAAGAUGCUUGUCAUUGAAGAUUGCGCCAACAGCCGUGCCGUUACGAUAUUCGUACGAGGAAGUAACAAGAUGAUCAUCGACGAAGCCAAGCGUUCGCUGCACGAUGCCCUUUGCGUCGUUCGCAACCUGGUCCGUGACAACCGAGUUGUGUAUGGUGGAGGUGCUGCCGAGAUCGCUUGCGCUCUGGCCGUGGAAGACGCCGCCGUCAAGAGCCCCGGAAUCGAACAGUACGCCAUGCGCGCUUUUGCCGAUGCGCUGGAUGCCGUGCCAAUGGCCCUCGCCGAGAACUCUGGAUUGAGCCCCAUUGAGACCCUUGCCUCGGUCAAGUCGCGCCAGGUUAAGGAGAACAACUCCCGACUGGGUGUCGACUGCAUGUUGACCGGUAACAACGAUAUGCGGGAGCACUUCGCCAUCGAUCCCCUGAUCAGCAAGCGACAGCAACUGUUGCUCGCUACUCAGCUCUGCCGCAUGAUCAACAACGUCAUCAUUUUCGGCGACGACGAGCAGGACUUCUAG
Molecule: messenger RNA, 1638 nt
Organism: Aspergillus affinis
Lineage: Eukaryota; Fungi; Ascomycota; Eurotiomycetes; Eurotiales; Aspergillaceae
Product: chaperonin-containing T-complex subunit CCT5
Exons: 11
Coding region: 1-1638 (545 amino acids)
Biological process (GO): protein folding
Cellular component (GO): chaperonin-containing T-complex
Molecular function (GO): ATP binding; ATP hydrolysis activity; ATP-dependent protein folding chaperone
Source: RefSeq, a predicted model, not a curated record